Closterium sp. NIES-65 is the source of this 3705-nucleotide messenger RNA. The record is from the annotation of a GenBank genome assembly. Lineage: Eukaryota; Viridiplantae; Streptophyta; Zygnematophyceae; Desmidiales; Closteriaceae.
AUGGAAGUAACUCCAGCAAAUCAGGAGGUCAGGGACUCUGACAACCCAGAUGACGGGGAGGAUUUUAUCCCCUCAGAGUAUCCUGCCUUGGAGGAUGUAUCGCUAGGGGAGGAAGGAGACACGGCAGGAGGGCCUCGGAGGAGAGGUGACACGGGGACUGGGACACUUGCGCCAGUCGAGACAGAAGGUGGUGGGAGUGGUAGAGAGGGCGUGAGAGAAUCAAACGCCGUGUCACCAGCAGAGCUGGCUGCGAACGACGCAAUGUGGCAAGAUGCUGCCACCUGGGACGUCGCUAAGCUCCAGCGGGGGGACCAGCCCUUUCUCGUUCGCAGAAUGCCGCCGACAAUCCUGCAGAGUUACACCCUGCUCAACGUGGACCAUAUCGUGAGCGCGCGGGGAGUGAGACAAGGCGAUCCGCUGGGCCCCCUCUUAUUUGCAGUAGCGAUCCAGCCCACAUUGCUCAGCACGGCGACUCUGCUUCCUGGAGUGACAGUCGUCGCGUACGCCGACGACAUCACCAUCGUCGGGCCGCGAGAUGCCGCCUAUGAGGCCUUCAAGAACAUCACGAGGGAGCUCAGAGGGCUGGGGCUCCGCUGCAACAUCGCGAAGCCGACUGGCUGGGCGGCCGUCGAAGGGGAGAACGAGGUGCCACCACCGGAGGGCCUGCUAAUGAGCACAGCGGGCAUCGGCGUUUUGGGGAGCCCGAUAGGCACGGCGGAAUUCUGCACCACCCAUGCCCAAGCACGCCUCCAGGACGCAUCGGCGCCGCUGCCACUGAUCGCCCAGCUGCACCCCCAGCAUGCCAUGCUCGUCCUCUCGAGGAGCAUCAGCCGUAGAAUCUCCUACCUGCUACGUACGACACCGGCGGAAGUGCUGGAGCGGGAGGAAUGGAGAGCGUGGAGCGAGACUCUGAUGGCGACAGCGUUAGCAGCGGCGAAACUGCGGGUCCCAAGUAGUGAGCUGGAACGGAGCCUCUUAUGGCGCCAGGGUACACUACCAGUCAGGCUGGGGGGACUUGGCAUUAUUGACCCGACCUCGGAGGCCCCGGUGGCCUACAUUGCGUCCAUAACGGCAGCCCAGCAACUCCUGAAGCAGAUGAACCUACCCGAGGGACACCUCCUGAGCAGGGCAGCGAGUCUGCUAGACCAUGGGUGGCAACCGGAACCACCCGGGGUCAACCUGCUGACUGCUCUUGAGGCAGAGCGGCCUAGGGAACUAGGGGGGGAUGGGGGGGAGCAGGGAGAGGGCGGGAAGUGGCAGCGGGAAGUUCGGGGUGGGGUUGAGCAGUGGGGGAAUGGCGGCAGCCGACAUGAGGGGCCUUCGGCGGGCUCGGGAGACAUUGGCCUGGGCAACCUGCGCAACAACCAAAUUUCCGACUUUCUCCCGUCCGACUGGCCGCCAUCCCUCACCAUGCUGCUCAUAGACAACAACUACCUCUACGGCGAAGCCAGGCUCUCCUACUGCCCCAGCACCCUCUCCCUCCGCUCCAACUGCCUCUCCUUCCCUUCCCCCACCUCCUCCCCCCCUUUCUCCCCCUCCUCCUCCUUCCGCUCCUGCGCGGGCGUGGGCACAUGCCGCCUGGGAAAGGCAGGGAAGCCCGUGUGUGUGUGUGACGAGGGGUACGUGAACCGUGCAUUGCCGGGGUCCUGCGUGCCGGAGGCACUCACCGAUUCCUUCGUGCUCUCCCUCGCUGACAUGCCCUCCGUGCGCCUCAAGGGCUAUGCUUCCUUGGUGGGGGGAGGGGAUGUGCCAGGGCUCGUGCCGUCGCCGCAGCCGCCCGACCCGAUUCCAAAGGUAGACACUACCAAUGUAGCCAGCAGCACUGACGGCAUUGCCGCCACUGCCAGCAAUGCCGGCGCUGUCAGCAUCACCAGUGCCAUCAGCACUGCUGAUCUGGUAGAUGCGGGCAAGCCGGGUGAGGACCCGCCUCCACUUCCGCCUUACAGCUCCUCGGAUAAGCUUGUGGUGAGCCCGGCUGUGCGCGAGGCGUGGGGCGCCGUGACGCUGCUACCGCUCGUCACGCUCUUCACCUUGUCGUCCGCGCAGGACUCCUGCGGCCGCCAGCUCGCAUUCAACUUCUCCUUCGCCUUCUCCAUGUCCUCCCACUCCGGUAAACUCGACGCCAAAUCUUCCUCCUCCUCUUCCUCCUCCUCUGUGUCGUUCCCCUUCCUCUCCUCCACUGCAGCUGCAAGAGUAGGAGCAGCAGCAGCAGGGGACGGGCUAGCCUUUGUGAUAAGCGCCACGGAGCCGACAGGGGGGCCAGGCAUGGGGUACAAGGGCAUGGGCAAGAGGAGCGUGGCAGUGGAGCUAGACACGCGGAAGGACACCUGGAAUGGUGACCCGCAUAGCAACCACGUGGGGGUCAACGUGGGGGGGAGCAGCCGGUCGAUUGCCGCAGCUUCGUCGGACAGCAUUGUGCUGAAUAGUGGAGAGCCGCGGCAUGUGUGGAUCGUGUAUGAACCUGAUGCUCGUGCUGGUGGCAGCAGCACAAGAAACAGCAGCUGCAGAAGCGGCAGGGAGGGUGGAGUAGGAGGGGCGAAGGCAGGGAGGCUGCAAGUGUUUCUAGCAGCAGGAGAUGUGCGGCCGGGCAGACCAUUACUGGACGUGCCUCUUUCUCUCUACUCCAUGCUCAAACCAUCACUGUCGCGGCCCUCGGUGUUCCUCUCCUUCGCCUCCUCCUCUUCCGUCUUGUGUGUGCCGCAGGACCACCAUGUGCUCUGUGUGCAGUGCCCAUCGGACCCCUGCUCUGGCAUCGCUCGCAUGUCUCCUUCCAGUGUCUACUGUCGCUCCGACAUCUCCUCCUGCCCUGGGCAAGCCAUGGGGUCUGCAAGCAUCAGCAAGAGUUUUUACCGUGUGACACUGGCCACAAUGUGGUGUCACCACAUCCACCCCAUCUAUGGCCUCACACUCGCCCAGUUUCUGGACCUGAACGGGGGACUGUCGUGCGACGUGCCCUUGCCAGUGGGCACGGUGGUGAGUGUGAAGCCCAACGGUGAUGUCAGGGCCUGCUCCGCCUCCUACACCACGGUCCAGCGACCCAGAAGUCUUUUUCAUUCGCAAGCAAUUGUACCCUGCUUGCAUCCGCAUUUUCUUUCUCUUGACAUUCUCUUUUUGUCACCCCCAUCCCCUUUCUUCCCCUUCCUCAUCCUAUACGUUCUUCACCCCCCACUCCUUCCUCUUAUCACUAUCUCUUUCCCCUUCCUUUUCAUCUCCCUUCUCCCUUCCCCCCUUUCCCUCCCUUCCUUCCCCUUCUUCCCUUUCCUCCCUUUUCCCCCCUUCCCUCCCCAUGCACCCCACCAGAACGACACGUGUGAGUCCAUCGCCGCCCUCUUCUCUCUCACCGCCUCCUGCCCGGACCCCUCCCAGCCCUGCACCACCGACCUCCUCCGCCUCAACCCGGGCCUCGACUGCUCCAUCACGAAGCUCCCAACCAGCCUCUCCAUGUGCCUGGAAUGGGCCACGCCUCUCAUGCCCAUGUGCAAGGAGUCUAUAAUGGUGGAGAGUGCGGGAAACGUGACGUGUGCAUUGUUGGUGGCGGGGAGGCAGCCGCCGCUGAGUGCGCUGGAGCUCUACCGCAUGAACCUCGGCAUCUACUGCCACCGCCUGCUGCCACCCUCCACCGACUCGGGAUUCCCAGGGUCCGAGGUGUGUGGUAGAAUGAGAAUGGACAUGUCAUCCGGCUCGUGUCCCUUGUCUGAGGUCUAG